GAUAUAGUGCGGCGCGGGCGGCGCGGCCGCACUUGGCGAGCGGCGCUCGCGGCUGGGGCAGGCGGGUGGGAGGCGGCAAAGCGGGUUGCCCGGCACUCGGCCACCGCCAACUUGGGAAGUGUCCGCCCGGACGAGCUCCCACCAUGAGCCGCCUCCUGCCUCUCUGCCUGCUCGGAUUGCUCCUGGGCGGCGGGCAAGCUCUUCUUCAAGUGGCGAUUUCACUUAGCAAGGUAGAGCUUAGUGUGGGUGAAUCCAAAUUCUUCACAUGUACAGCUAUUGGUGAGCCUGACAGUAUAGAUUGGUACAAUCCACAAGGCGAGAAGAUUGUUUCUAGUCAACGAGUAGUUGUUCAAAAAGAAGGUGUUAGAUCACGGCUAACCAUUUACAAUGCAAAUGUAGAAGAUGCUGGGAUAUAUCGGUGCCAAGCAACAGAUGCAAAAGGACAGUCUCAAGAAGCCACUGUUGUUUUGGAAAUUUAUCAAAAGCUCACUUUCCGAGAUAUAACAUCCCCACAAGAAUUCAGACAAGGAGAGGAUGCAGAAGUUGUUUGCCGUGUCACUAGUUCACCUGCACCUGUUGUCAGCUGGUUGUAUCGAAAUGAGGAAGUCACAACUAUCGCUGACAAUCGAUUUGCUAUGUUAGCAAACAAUAAUCUCCAGAUUAUUAACAUCAAUAAAAGUGAUGAAGGAAUAUAUAGAUGUGAAGGAAGAGUGGAAGCUAGAGGAGAAAUCGACUUCCGGGAUAUCAUUGUCAUUGUGAAUGUUCCUCCAUCAAUUACUGUGCUACAGAAAUCCUUUAAUGCCACAGCAGAUCGGGGAGAGGCAAUUACUUUAUUCUGUAGAGCCACUGGCUCUCCUGAACCUGAAAUCAUCUGGUAUAGGAAUGGGAAACUUAUUGAAGAAAGUGAAAAAUAUAUAUUGAAAGGAAGCCAUACAGAAUUAACAAUCAAAGAUAUAAAAAAUAUUGAUGCAGGUCCUUAUGUGUGUGAAGCAAAAAACAAAGCUGGAAAUGAUAAAAAACAAACAUUCCUCCAAGUUUUUGUACAGCCUCAGAUAAUACAACUUAAAAAUGAAACCACAUUUGAGAACGGUCAAACAACACUCAUUUGUGAGGCAGAAGGAGAACCAAUUCCAGAAAUUACUUGGAAAAGAGCCAUCGAUGGAAUAACUUUCUCUGAAGGUGAUAAGAGCCCAGAUGGCCGUAUAGAAGUCAAAGGGCAGCAUGGAAAAUCGUCACUGCAUAUUAAAGAUGUGAAGUUGUCAGAUUCAGGGAGAUAUGACUGUGAAGCUGCAAGUAGAAUUGGUGGGCACCAAAAGAGCAUGUUCCUUGAUAUUGAAUAUGCUCCAACAUUUGUGUCAAAUCAGACCAUGUAUUAUUCUUGGGAAGGCAAUCCCAUCAAUAUAAGCUGUGAAGUGCUAGCUAAUCCUUCAGCUUCAAUUCAGUGGAGAAGAGGAAAGUUAGUUUUACCUGCAAAAAAUACUACUCAUUUAAAGACCUACAGUGCAGGAAGAAAGCUGAUAUUAGAGAUUGCUCCAACAUCUGACAAUGAUUUUGGACGAUAUAACUGUACAGCUACAAAUAGAAUAGGAACAAGGUAUCAGGAGUAUACGCUUGGUCAGGCUGAUGUGCCGUCCAGUCCCUACGGAGUGAAAAUUCUAGAGUUGUCACAGACUACUGCCAAGGUGUCUUUCAAUAAGCCAGACUCACAUGGAGGUGUCCCCAUUCAUCAUUACCAAGUGGAUGUAAAAGAAGUGACUUCAGAGACCUGGAAAAUAGUGCGCUCCCAUGGAGUUCAAACAAUGGUAGUUCUGAGCAAUCUGGAGCCAAAUACAACAUAUGAAAUCAAGGUUGCAGCUGUAAAUGGAAAAGGGCAAGGAGAAUAUAGUAAAAUCGAGAUCUUUCAGACCUUACCAGUCCGUGAGCCAAGCCCUCCAUCAAUUCAUGGACAGCCAGGCAGUGGAAAGAGCUUUAAACUUAGCAUAACUAAACAGGAUGAUGGAGGAGCUCCUAUUUUGGAAUACAUUGUGAAAUACAGAAGUAAAGACAAGGAAGACCAGUGGCUAGAAAAAAAAGUGCAGGGUAGUAGAGACCACAUCAUCUUAGAACAUCUUCAGUGGACCAUGGGUUAUGAAGUGCAAAUUACUGCUGCCAAUAGACUCGGUUAUUCUGAACCAACAUUGUAUGAGUUCAGCAUGCCACCAAAACCCAACAUUAUUACAGAUAGAUGCUGCGAAGGCACUAGAGGUGAAAAUGGAAGCCAAUCCUGGCAGCAGAACACUGCUGUUUUUUCUUUCAUUGUAACCAUAAGUCUCUUGUGCAUGUUUUGAUGUUGUUCUUGUGACAACCAGUAUGUUUUCUUCUUUUACCUGGGAAUUUUAUGAUUAAGGUAAAUACAGACCUGGAUAUAAAGUGGACUUUUCUGGAACUCUCUUGACAUAGUCAAUAAUAAUUGCUAUUAUAGAAAGGUACUUAUCAAUUAAUGCAUGGAAAAUUCUCACAAGUAGCAUUCUUCAGUAUGGAAACCCUAUAAGUUUUCAGAGGAAUACAAAUUGAUUAAGACUGGCCAUGUAACAUAAUGUAGAGAAACAUGAUUUAUUUUAUUCAGUUUUUCACUACUCUAUUUUGUGCAUAGACAUGUGUAUGUUAUUGUGGAUGCUAUUGGUUUCCUUGCUUGACUUUUAUCUGUCUUUCACGGGAACAUUUUUUUCUGUAUUAAUCCUCCUACACAUUAUGAUGUCUUUAUUAGACAUAUUUAUGUAUUGCUUCCCCUACUAAAUGAUUGAUUCAUCAGUCCUUUUACAAAAUGUUUAAAUGAAAAAUUGCAUUACACAAUGCAAAUUAAUCUAAUUUACUUUCUUUGUUCCUCUCUAUCAAUAUUCCUCUCUGCAUGUGAUAGGACCCUCACAGUAAUAUCCUAAGAGGUCCCUUGGGUCUACUUCUUGAAAAUGAAAAGCUACCAUUCUUAACCAUUAUUUCUAUAGCAUGGUGUUGGUCUUGAAAGACAAGUAAUGCAGGGUUAUUUAUCCUGUAUUUUAAAAAAAUGGAAAACUAGAUAUGAUUUGGCAUGCCUAAAAAGUAGACAUUAAUGCUACAAUCAACUACAUGUGGGCAGAGCUUUUAUUUUCCUUAUUGACACGCAUUCACUUUAGUUGGGAUGCACAUGGACAUAAUUGUACACUCACAUCGUAUUGGUAUUGCAGCAUCAGGGGCUAAGUGCAUGUAAUUCAUAAUCCUGUUACAACUGAACUAAUCUGGGAGAGAACUGAGGGAGAGCUAAGAUUUAGUUUAGGACAUUUUCCUCAAAGAAAAAAGUCCUGUGAAAUCCUGUGAUUUUAAAAUACUGUAUGUUCUCAUGACAGAACAUAGAGAUUGAGAAAAAUAACACAGUAUGUUGAAAUAUUUUCCUUUAUUUGUUUUUGUACUAUUCUUUUUUUAUAUAUAUAUAUAUUUUUUACAAAAACAAUUUCACGUUGUCAAAUUUCAAUAUUAUUACUGAAGAAAACCUUAGCAUCUUCAUCAGCAGUGUUUCCAUAUUGUUAAAAAACAUCAAUUUGUUCCUGAAGGUUUUCUACUUAUAAUUACCAUGAAUAGUCUUUUGUCAUAUGCUACCAAUGGCAAUGUAAAUUUAAAAAACUGACUGAUCUCACGUGCAAGAGGCUAUCUGUUCCUUUUUCCCAAAUUGCACAAGUUUAACUCCCAGUCCUUGCUGAAAUAGGAAGGAAAACAUGCAUAUCUUUUAAUUAAAAUAUCUACCACAACAAGGAAUAUUCAGGGCCAAUCUAGCAAGCUCCUCGCUUGAAAUAUUGAACCCUAUUUAAGUCAAAGAAAGACAAAAUGCCUACUGAAUUAAAUGGCCAUAGUUUUAUCCUUGGCACUUAUUUACUAUCAUAUAACAUCAGUUUUAUGCCAAUGCAAUUCAAUUAAUCUGAAUUUAGUUAUAGAAGCAUAACACUAGUAUGAUAGAAUGGAAACUUGCAUGUGCUUUUCAAGAUAAUUAGUCAUUGUAAUUAAACAUUUGGGGCCAAAUUCAGCAUGUCACUUAAGUGAGUAAAUAAUUUCAGCCCAUGAAAAUCCCAUUCCUAUAUAGCAAAGCACCCAACUAUGUACUUGAUUUCAAUUACACUAGUCAGCUUUUUAAAAUUUUAAACAUGUUUAAGUUUUGUGCUGUUCUAGAACCCAAGCCCAGAAGUGACUACAGGACCUAGACUUUAAAAAAGUAGUUGAGAUUUCUUAGAAAAUGUUCUGUGCAUGUGUGUAACAGUGUGGUUAGGAGUGCCACCUUGUUCUAAAACUCUGUCUGUUUUCAGUUGUUUAUAACUUUUGCCAAAUACUAAUAGUUCACACCAAAAUUUACAUACUGGCGUAUUGCCUUAGGCUGACGUUUUUAGGAAGGUUUCAACUAUUUGUCACCUUCUCUAAAAACAAGAUUCAAACAAAAUACAUAAUUUUGUCUAUGAUUAAAAGAUAUAUCCAUACAAACUGUCCAGAAUAUUCUAGCAUUUCCAUGUUUCCAAGCAGGUACUUGAAAUUUGGCCUAUGGGUUGCUUUUGUGUUAUAAAUGUGCCUUUAAGUUUUUUAAAUGAAAAAUUGCCCAAUUUGAAAAUCACUGUUUUUACAUAUAGGCUCAGUAGAUACUUAGGCUUCUUACAGAUGCGGUGGGAAAAAAACAAAAAAAAACAAUGCUUUACUUUCAGUUCGGUGAGCCCCCGUGCUGAACACAGCACAUGCCAGGAAGAGGCAUCUCAUCAGUUUGACCCGGCUCCCCCAAUGUCUCUAUAGAUCGUGAGCUUCAGCGGGGAUUUUUAAUGCUUUUAUCUAAUAGCUGAUUCAAUCAGCUAUUAAAUAAAAGUGCUAAAAAAACCAUCUGAAGCACGUAAUCUAUACAGAUGCUGUGGAAUUGGUUCAAACUAAUGCACUUUCUCUUCAGAUAAAGCUCUGUUUGUUUUGUUUUUUUUUCACGUCUGUCAGCGGCCUUAUUGAAUUUGUUACUUAAAUUUAAUCUGUUCUGACCUUCCUCCAACUCAGGAUACAUGAGAGCUGACCAGGACUUGCCCUGAAGAGGUCUCUUCUGGCUGCCAGUGUGCCAUACAGAAACCUCUUUCAUGCUCUUAUUCCUUUCUCUGUCAGGGCCUAGCCAAUGUACAGGGGAAAACAAAAUGACUGGCACGCAAAGGGGGCAAAAAAUGGACAAGACCAGAUGGUCCUGUUCAACAAGGAGUUGUUCCUUAGUGCUGGUGGAGGAGGAGGGUACUUGGAUGGAAAAGAGGGAGAGGCUAAGGGACUGGGAGAUGCUGAGCAUGGAGACUUAGAAUAGUAGAUGGAAGGUAACAGGUGGUCCAGGGGACUUGAAGCCCUUUUUUGGGGCUUCUGAAGACUCAGAUUUCAUGAAGGUUCCAGGUAAAGAGGAGAUUAGGUCUGGCUCUAUGAGGAAAUAUGAAGCAAAGUGCCUUCAGUGAGACAAGAUCAGGAAGUCUGUUUGAAGGAGUUUGAGUCUGAGAAUUAGGAGUAGAAUGGUCAGACUUGGUUGGAAACAAGGGUAGAAUAGCAGAAAAAAAUCUGUGAGGCCUGAAAUUCAGCCAUACUCUGACAUCAUCAAGCAGUUGUGAAACAGACUGACAAAAUAUAUUUUAUUCCCCUUAAUAAUUAGUCUAUACAGAAGGAAAAUCUGUUUUAAUCUGCCAAACGGAAAUGAUCUCUUAUGUAACUGGGGUGCUGGAGAACUGUUAAAUAGCAUUUCUAGAGCAUUCAGAUGACAGUGAUGAGCACCACAUACAAGUCCAUGAAGAAAUUAAUACUUCUGUUUUUUAUGGCAGACUUUGAAUAAUGUGCAAUAAGUAAGGUUUGGGGCCACACACUAAAUGACAAGCAAACACCAAAUAGCUGCUUAUUCAUUAAGCAUUAUCCACCCUGUUUAUGGAUGUGGCAAGGGUCCCAUGGAAAAAUAAUAUGGAAUCGUGGAAUUAAAGGUUGGAUAAUAAUAAAUGAGGAAUCUGAAUUAACUUUUCACAGACAACCUUAGUUUUGAUAUGUUUUUAGCUUUGCUUUCCUUGUCUUGCAAACUUAACAUUAUUUAAUACAGCAUUUGGGGCAUAAAAUAUCGUAAGUUUUCUUUGUUUUUCCCUUUAUAAAAUGAUACAAACACUAUCUAAAAUUACGUGUAUAGAAGUUUCUAAAGAGUUAGCCUACUGCUGCUCCUCAUUUGCUGUACUUUUGUGUUGGUGACAUUUUUUAUCAUAGCAAAUGCUUCUGAUAUUGCAGACAGACAGCUAGAAAAUUAGGUGUAGUCUGGUGAUCUCUGAGCUACUUAGACUCACUACAGAAACAGUGAAAACUGUAAUAGAACCUAAAUUUGUGGCUUAAGAGACAAUUUCAUUAGUGUCCCUUUUCUAUCCCUAAGGUAACACAUUGUUAUAUACCCUUGGGGAAUGAGGUAAUGGAUCAGCUUUCUGUAAUUUUAACUUCUUCCCUUGGUAUUGGAACCAGCUGGAGACUAGAUCAGUCCUUUGGUUAAGUUAGUGAAAUCUCAUAUUUAUUCUAAGUUGCAUCUACUUGCUGAAUACUAAGUGUAACAUCAGGCAACCAACUCCUUUUCUUAGCCCAUAUCCUCUACAGCAGGAGCUAAGUGUGAGUUAAGCCUUAGCUCCAUGCCGCUUCAUCUGGAACAGGGAUCUGACCCAUUAAAAUGAAGUGGUCUUUAAACCAUUGAACAUAAAAGAACAAUUAGGACCCAAUAAGCACAUCUACAUGUUCGUUAAUGCACUGUAGUUACUGUGCAUUAAGUUUAGUACUUGGUUAACUAAGUACUAAAUCAUGCACAGGAACUUGUGCUACUGUGCAGUAGUGUCGGUGCAUAGGUUUUUAGUGAUGCUUACUAUACAGUAGCCUAAUACUACAGUUUAGUAACAUAUUAAUAUGGUUUUUGCCCGCAUAGUUAGUGUCUCAUGUAGUCACACCCAGUUUCUCCUUGGGCUGUCUUUCAGACUGUCACACAUUUCCAGACAUUAGUACCUAAUAUAUAGUUGUAGUCAUUGAUCAUUAAAGUAUUAGGAAGAGAGCAUUCUUAUACAGUUUGUAUUAAUAUUAUGCUUUCUCACAGGAAGGAGCAUGGAAGAAGGAGAGGAUUCAAUGUAAAUCAAAUUAUAGUUGGUAGAGCUACACUUAACAGCUUUCACUCUGCAGCUUAUGCCAUAUUAAAGUGAUAAAUAUAUCUUCACAAACUUAAUUUAGUACUCUGCCGUCAGCAGGGCUUAAAUGUUAAAUAAGCGAUUGUGUUCUUUAAAUAAUGUAAUUAUAAAAAAAGAUUCUUAGCUUUUAUGAUUGGCAAUAUAAUGUGUUCCCAUUUUUGCAGUAUUUUCAUGGUUUUUUUAAAUGCUUCUGUUCAUCCUCUUAUACUUUUACGGUCCCCAAAAUAUACUGCAACCGAACUUGAGCCUUGAAUUCUGGUUGCUGGUGCAGAAAACUUUUAAAAAUACAUAAAGUGUCCAUAUCAUGAUAUGAAUCAAAACAGCAAUAUUUUUAAUAUAUUUUUUCAUUCCAUUUUUUUUUAAGUCUUCCUCAAAAAGGUUAUCGUUCUUGCUACCUGAAUUAAGAACAAGUUCCAAGAAUGAACAAAUUGUUUAUCAGUGCUUUGCACAAUAAAAAUACAAGUCAAAAUGCCAUUCUUUAUUUUUAAUGCUUGGAAUAUAAAUCACUAUGUUAGAAGAAGAUAAGCAUUUAUAAAUUACUACAUUAUAAUAACCAAAUAAAUUUCAUAUAUGUCCAUUUGUCUUUUAUAUUUGUAUUUGUGUUGAUGUUUAUACAAUAGACAUACCAAAAAUUCCAUGUGUAGCUAAAUAAAAACAAACUAAAGUUUCAUUUCAGAGUUGUGAUAUAAUUAGGGAGCCGAACACACUGAAGUAAGAAACAAAAUGCAGCUGUUUUCAUAUGUUUAACAGCAGUAUGACCUUUACAGCAUUUUAACUAAAGGAAUAAUAGUAUGCAAAUAAUCAAUUUUAGGGUGUGAUUAUUUCUGGAACUAGCUCAGAUUCAUGAUCCUGUCACCAACUUCUUCCAUUCAACAGCCCAUAAAAAAGACAUUUGACUGUACAAUUAAAACUAGCUAACAGAAGAUCUAACAAUCUUAAUAAGCAAGAACAGGACACCACAAGGUAAAUAUCCAUAUACAUUAGAUGUCCCUGAUCCUCUGUUCAUGAUCUAGAUUGGCUGAAAUUAUCCAUAUUCCAUUCUUGCAUUUUUUUAGUCCUCUGAGUGGUUGGAGCCCCAUUUGGUUCUUGGAAUCCACUUGAAAUAGGUUACCAGAAGAUAAUAACCUACAGCACUUCUCAUGACAGUUGUUUAUUGCUUUGUUGCUAUUUGCUGUGCUUACCAUGAUGUCCUUACAAUCCAGAAGCUGGUGUUAGGCACCUACUCUUCCAGUACAUUGCAUUGAGUGUGGGGAACACAACAGAUAUUUAUUUCUUAACCAAAUGUGAAAUACUUAUGCUAACACUGUCUUUUCCAAACUGCCCCCUUUGGGAUUUAGAUGUUUUACUUAGGGCUUUGGGAAAACGUCACUUUCCGCUAAAAAUUCACAGACCUGGACCAUUUUCUGAAGUUAGUCUCCUAUGACCUUGCUUUCAAAACAUAGAGUCCUUGCUCCAGUGGCUCUUUGUAUACUUUAUCCAAUGAGUCUUUAAUGAAAAAUACAUCAGUGGACCUGGGAGUAGGGAUUGGAAACUAAGUCUUCCCCUUCCAGGUGAGUGACACUUGACUGUAAGGUUAUAGAGUUAUGCUCCUUCAUACUCUUUUGCUCUGACCCAAUAAACCUUGAAAUAUUCCAUGCAACAAGACAGAUUCAGACCAUCAUUGUUAUCAUGCAUACUAGCCGUUUAGAUGGUUUAACAUCUAGUUUUUUACUUUAAGCCAAGUGAGAUGCAUUCUGUUUUGUUUUACCAGCCCAGUUCCUAUGCUUUCUUUCUCUAAAAGCCACUUUCUGUACUCAACAUUUACUCUACAAAGGGUACAUCUACAUGUGUGCUUUACUGUGGAGUUGACUAAUUAGCUCCACAGUAAAGUGUUACUGUCUACAUAUGUGGUGUUAUUGGGCUGCAGUAAACUAAGUACCUCCACUGUAGGAUAGUACUGCCCGACAUAAGUACUAUCCUAUGGCAGAGUUGUUUGGUGCACCUCAGCACUAGGGGUGUGCAAAGCAGGCUCUAUUUGAUCCGGAUUUGGAUUUGGCUUAAAUCGGGGACAGUGAUUCAAUUCAUUGAUUCAGAUCACUGUCCCUAAUUUGAUUUAGCUGAAUCCGAAUCUGAAAAUUUGAUGCUGAUUCAGAGAAUCAGCAAUUCAGCCAUAGACACAGCUUUAAAUGUUUUUUCUACAUACCUCAAGGUACCAGCGUGGCUUGUUAAUGCUGUAAUGCUGGGGCAGAUGGAGCAUCCCAUAGGAGUAGGCGGGGUGGGGGGGGGGCUUCAUGGGCUCAGCAGUGAACCCGAAAGUGAUUCCAGUCCACUUCUGGGUCCACCAGGGAGCACACGGGGGGGGGAGGGGAGGGGGGCACAGCCCCCAGGCUCGGUGAUAGACCAUGGGGGGACCCUGGGUGCCCACCCAGACCCAGGAGGCACCAGUCGCCAAGCCAGGGAGGCGUGGGGGGAGGGCACUGCACACUCCACAGUCGACAUGGAAGUGGACCAGAAGUGCUUCUGGUCCACUUCUGGGUCUGCUGCUGAGCAUGCUGGGAAGCCCCCCGCACUUCUGUUGGACACUCCAUGCGCCCCACCAUUGCAGGAUUCACGAGCCACCUGCUACGUAGAGGUACGUAAAGAAAACAUUUAAAGCUGUGUCUAUGUCCAAAUCUUUCUGAAUCUCUCCAAAUUGAUUUGAAGGAUUCUUAUUCAAUUCAGAGAGAUUAAAGGGCCCUCUGAUUCAAUUUGGAUUCAGAGAUUCAGCCACCAAAUUGGGCCAAAUCUCCACUGAAUUGAAUCAGGGACUGAAGCUUUGCACAGCCCUACUCAACACGUGUAGACUGUGGCUGAGGCUAGGUGGGGCACGAGGGUGCUACAGUGUGCAGCUGCCCCCUAGCUAGCCCUGCACUGUAGCACCUUUGUGCCCAGGCAGCCCCUUUGCAGCGCAUUGAGCUGGGGUAGAGCAGCUCUGGGCUGGCAUGCUGAUCCCCCAGGCUCCCUGCCAGGCAGGGCUGCUCUGACUUGGCUCAACAUGCUGUGGUCCUGGGCACAUGUGUAAAUGCUGCAUCUGGAAGCAAUAAACUCUGGUGUGAAUUAUGUCAGAGUUUAUUCAGCUGCACUAAUUGCAUGUGUAGAUGCACCCUGAGAGCUGUAGUGAGAUACUGAGAUCAUCUUAUGAGAUGGUAGCCUGCACCAUGGUCAACUAUUAAGAUUGUGAUCCCAAAUAGCAUGAAAUGAAACCAAUCAUGCCUUCAGCUCCUAAUAAAUAUCUAAGAAGUUAGGAUAAUGUGACCUCUAAUUACCUGGCUCUCACACAUGAAAAUACAUAAUGCUACCUAUCCAAAUAUUCACUAGAUGUAUAUUCUAUUUUUAAAAUACUAGUGAUGAAAGCAUAUGUCAGAAAAUGAUGGUCCUUGGAAGCCAAAAUUUCAGCUUUGGAAAAUCUGCAUAUUUUCCAGGAUUUAUCUCUUUAUAAACGAUAGCUCUGAAGACAUAUAUCAUUAAGGUAUAGUUGUUUCAUAAUUUUUGUAGGCUCACACAGUUCAUUGAUAUGGAAUACCUCCUGUGUAUGAGAUCUGUGCAGUGGCCUAUUUCACCUUUUUGGAAGUCACUGUACUGGUCUGAGGGCAAUUAUUCCUCCAGAGAAAUGUUCCUUUCUUUAACACUGUAGUCUCUUAAUAAUUGGUUUUCCAUUUCUAUUAAGUAGUUAAAAUAUUUAUGACUUCCAAUCUUACCCAUCUGUGACAAUUAGAAGAAAAUCUAAUCUCAUAGAAGAGACUAUACUGUGAUGUAGAUGCCUCUCUAUAGUGUCGUAUAGAAAAAUAUUACACAUAUUUAAUGAAAUACAGACUAAUAAUGAUAUAUUAAAUUAAAUAUAACUGUUAAUCAUUAAAGGCUAAACACAUACUGUUCUGAAUUAAUCUGGAUUAAGUAGAUAGGAGUUUAACAUAUGAUAGGAUAUAUUUUAUAUAAAUCAGCAAACAAAAAUGUGUAAGGUUUAGAGUUCACCUUUGAGGGUACUAAUUUACUAUUCACAUAUUAUAUAUAGUACUUGAAUUCAUUAGGUAAUUUAAUGUUUGAGAAGUUAACACAUGAAUAGCAUGCAUUUUAUAAUUCUAUGUAGUAAACAUAAAUAGAUUAUGAACUAGCAUCUGUCAUGAAAUAUUUUCUAAAAACAUCUAACCCAAUUAUUAAAAAGUGUGUGUGUCAGAGGAGCAAGAGCAUCAGGCUCCAAUUUGCAAAUACUAACACCUGAGUUUAACUUUCAGCAUCUGAGUCAUCUCAUGAAAGUCAAUGAAACUACUUAUGUACUUAUAUUUAAGCAUUUGUGUGUUUGUAGGGAUCUGAGUAAUUAAGUAUAAUUAUUUUUAAGUCACUGAGUUUAAACCAUGUUGCUACUAUCACUCAGUUUUUGCACUUUUAUUUUAUAUAAUCCUGAAAAAUUAUAGCAGACAUUCUUGCCAUUAUAGACGCACCAUAUUUUAUUAUAUUAACUUUAAUAGUAUUUAAUAUUUAUUUUAGAAAUCUAAAACUUUUCUCCAUGGAAAAACAACUAUUUUCAGACAGCAUAUUAUUCCAUAUAUAUUUUUAUUUGGCUACACAUUCAUUGAUGUGUAGCACAAGCAAAGCAAAUCUGAUCCAUUGUAUAUUUCCAGCACUAUUAAAAUGUCACAUACACUAUGUCCUCAGUCUGCUUCUGUGUAAAAUACUGUAAGGACUAUCAUUUCUGUAAAAUUUCAUUAAAAAAAAAAGAUAACAGCAAAAAAUUUCUGGGUUUCAAAUAAUAGUAAUAUUUUGUGAAACAUUAACUUUUAAUUUCUUUUCUCCAUCCCAUUUGUGUUUCACUGACAUUCUGUCCCUUUGGCUUUUCUUAUGCAUGCAGUACUACUGCCAUCUCUCAGUUCUUUCCCUGAAAAAUGUGUGCCUAGUGCAAAUGUAAUGACCCUCAACAUCUUUCCAAACGUACUGUCAAGAAAUGUAUGUAAUGUUAUGCAUGUUUUUCAUUUGUUGUUCAAAGUCCUUUUUAUUUCAUGCAGCCUUUGUCUUCAUUUUUGUAAUAAAGAAAACUGACUUAAA
Molecule: messenger RNA, 12242 nt
Organism: Alligator mississippiensis (American alligator)
Lineage: Eukaryota; Metazoa; Chordata; Crocodylia; Alligatoridae
Gene: NCAM2
Product: neural cell adhesion molecule 2
Exons: 16
Coding region: 144-2327 (727 amino acids)
Biological process (GO): cell adhesion
Cellular component (GO): membrane
Molecular function (GO): protein binding
Source: RefSeq, a predicted model, not a curated record